AUGCUCCUGCGAAUCGUGCGACACGGGAUUCAAUACCUCAAUACCUCUGGCAAGCCGUGGUGGUUCUUCAGACAGGGAUACCUUCGCCCGCUUCCCGGAGCAGUCAGUGCCCAUUCCUUGUUCCCUUCUCGUCAAUCUUGCGGCGAUCGAAUCCUCAACCAACUAAUGUACUGCGAAGAGCAAGAAGACGAAAGCACGACGGUGCUGAAGACCAUUCUAUUGCAAGACGGUUGGCCUGGGAUUCAACUGGGUCGGGAACAGUUUCUGAACCAGCAGUGCCCUGUGAAUGCCUGCAGACUGACGACGAAUCAGUCCGAGGCCGCGGAUGCAGUGCUGUUCGGCGGUCGUUUGCCUCGAGCAGAAACUCCCCGGUCGAAUCAGCUGUGGAUCGCGAAUCUCUUGGAGAGUCCCCGCAACCUCAGACGCUAUGGAUUGUCCGACGUCGACUGGAUCGCCUCGUACCGGCGCGACAGCGAGAUCGUCACGCCCUACGAGAAGUGGGUGUACUACGAUCCAGACGUGAAAGUUAAAACUCAGAGCAGGAACUACGCCAGUGGGAAGACGAAAAAAGUGGCAUGGUUCGUUUCCAACUGUCGCACCAAGAAUCGAAGAAUGCAAUAUGCCAGAGAAUUGGCGAAGCACAUCGAGGUGGACAUUUACGGGGGGUGCGGGUCCCUCAAGUGCCCUCGCUCCGAUGAGAAAUGCUUCAGAAUGCUUUCCGAAGACUACAAGUUCUACCUGUCCUUUGAAAACUCCAAUUGCAUCGACUACAUCACGGAAAAGUUCUUCGUGAAUGGACUUGGAGCGGCGCCGAAGAAUUCCUUCUUGCACGUGGACAACUUCAAUUCUACAGAGGAAUUGGCAGCUUAUUUGCACACACUGGACCAGAAUGAUUCCCUCUACAACGAGUACUUCCAGUGGAAGGGAACAGGAGAGUUCAUCGACACCCGAUUCUUCUGCCGGCUCUGCGCCAUGCUCCACGCCAAAGACAAAGUCCCUUACAGCGGCAAGGGGCCAGAACUGGAGACUACAACGAGUACUUCCAGUGGAAGGGAACAGGAGAGUUCAUCGACACCCGAUUCUUCUGCCGGCUCUGCGCCAUGCUCCACGCCAAAGACAAAGUCCCUUACAGCGGCAAGGGGUCAGAACUGGAGGCCUGGUGGGGAGGUCCCGGCGCCGUUUCCCGGACCUGUCAGUGCUCAGUCCUUGUUCCCCUCUCCUGAUGAACGAGGCGAAGAUCGAAUCGUGAACCAGUUGAUGUACUUCCAAGAGGACGAAAACGCAACGAAGCUGAAGACCAUUUUCUUGCAUGACAUAUGGCCUGGGAUUCCCCUCGGCCAGCAACAUUUCCUGAACCAGCAGUGCCCAGUGAAUAAGUGCAGAUUGACGAAGAAUAACGCGGACGUUGCGGAUGCAGUGCUGUUCAAGGGUCGCGUGCCUAGAAGAACAACGUUUCCUCGUCGGGGCAAGCUUUGGAUCGUGAAUAUUUUGGAAAGUGCCUUCUUCUCCAUGAAUUCAGGUUCGGGGGGCGUCGACUGGAUCGCCUCGUACCGGCGCGACAGCGAGAUCGUCACGCCCUACGAGAAGUGGGUGUACUACGAUCCAGACGCGAAGGCCAAAAACCAGAUGAGGAACUAUGCGAAGGGGAAGACGAAGAAGGUCGCGUGGUUCGUGUCUCAUUGCCGCACGAGGAACGGAAGACUGGAGUAUGCCAAGGAAUUGGCGAAGUACAUCGAGGUGGACAUUUACGGCGAGUGCGGCACCCUCAAGUGCUCUCGUUGGGAUGAGAAAUGCUUCAGAAUGCUUUCCGAAGACUACAAGUUCUACCUGUCCUUUGAAAACUCCAAUUGCAUCGACUACAUCACGGAGAAGUUCUUCGUUAAUGGGCUCGGGAAUGACAUCUUGCCGAUCGCACUGGGCGCUCGUCUCGAAGACUACGAAAGAGCGGCACCCAAGAAUUCCUAUUUGCACGUGAAGAACUUCACUUCUCCGGAAGAACUGGCAGCUUAUUUGCACAAACUGGAUCAAGAUGAUUCUCUGUACAACGAAUACUUCCGGUGGAAGGGAACUGGGGAGUUCAUCGACACGCGAUUCUUCUGCCGGCUCUGCGCCAUGCUCCACGCCAAAGACAAAGUCCCUUACAGAGGCAAGGGGUCAGGAAUGGAAGCCUGGUGGAGGGGCCCUGGCGGAACAGGGGAGUUCAUCGACACCCAAUUCUUCUGCCGGCUCUGCGCCAUGCUCCGCGCCAAAGACAAAGUCCCUUACAGAGGCAAGGGGUCAGAACUGGAGGCCUGGAGGAAGGGCACUUGCCUUAUUUGCACAAACUGGACGAAGAUGAUUCCCUGUACAACAAAUGCUUUCAAUGAAAGGGAACAGGGGAGUUCAUCGACACCCGAUUCUUCUGCCGGCUCUGCGCCAUGCUCCGCGCCAAAGACAAAGUCCCUUACAGAGGCAAGGGGUCAGAAAUGGAAGCCUGGUGGACGGGCCCUUGCAGACGGGUCCAUUCGGCCGCUUCCCGGCGCAGUCAGUGCCCAGUCCUUGUUACCCAACCCCUAUGAAUCCGACGACGAUCGAAUCCUGAAACAACUAAUGUAUAGCGAAGCGCAAGACGUCGAAAAUACGAUGAAGCCGAAGACCAUUCUAUUGUAUGACGUGUGGCCUGGGAUUAAGAUGGGUCAGGAACAGUUUCUCGAUCAGCAGUGCCCUGUGGAUGCGUGCCGACUGACAAUGGACAACUCAGAGGAUGCAGAUGCAGUGCUGCUCAAGGAUUUCGUUCCAAGAAAGAUAAUGGUUUCUCGCCAUUCCGGUCAGGUGUGGAUCGCGAAUCUCUUGGAAAGUCCUCUCAACUCCGGAAUGUCCUGGUCAAAGGAAGCCAACUGGAUCGCCUCUUAUCGACGCGAUAGUGAGAUAGUCACUCCUUACGAGAAGUGGGUGUACUACGAUCCGACGGUGAAAGCUAAAACUCAGACGAGGAACUUUGCGGAAGGAAAGACAAAAAAAGUGGCAUGGUUUGUGUCAAAUUGUGUUACCGAAAACCAAAGAAUGCAGUAUGCCAAAGAAUUGGCGAAGCACAUCGAGGUGGACAUUUACGGGGGGUGCGGGUCCCUCAAGUGCCCUCGCUCCGAUGAGAAAUGCUUCCAAAUGCUUUCAACAGACUACAAGUUCUACCUGUCCUUUGAAAACUCCAAUUGCAUUGACUAUAUCACAGAGAAGUUCUUCGUUAAUGGGCUUUGUAACGACAUCUUGCCGAUCGCACUGGGCGCUCGUCUCGAAGACUACGAAAGAGCGGCACCCAAGAAUUCCUUUUUGCACGUGGGCAACUUCACUUCUCCAGCAGACUUGGCAGCUUAUUUGCACAAACUAGACCAGGAUGAUUCCCUGUACAACGAGUAUUUCCAGUGGAAGGGAACGGGGGAGUUCAUCGACACGCGAUUCUUCUGCCGGCUCUGCGCCAUGCUCCACGCCAAAGACAAAGUCCCUUACAGAGGCAAGGGCAAUGGAUCUUUAAGGCCUUCCCCCGAAAGAGUGAGUUCUCGGUCUUUGUUCCCGUACACCUGGGAACGCGGCGACGAUCGAAUCGUAAAGCAACUCAUGUACUCCGAGAGGCAAGGAGACACGAAUGCGACUAAACUGAAGACGAUUCUCUUGUAUCAUCGAGAAUGGAAUGGAGUUCAAUUGGGUCGGGACCAUUUCUUGGAUCAGCAGUGCCCCGUGGACACUUGCAAUUUGACUAUGGAAAGGACCGAGGCUGCGGACGCAGUGCUCUUCAGAGAUCGCGUCCCGCGUAAAGUGGGCUUUCCACGCCCGUCGAGCCAGUUGUGGAUCGCUUACGUGUUGGAGCCCCCCCAAAAAAUCCGAAGAAUCUCGGAAGUGGCGAACGCCAACUGGACCGCCACCUACAGGAGUGACAGCGAGAUCGUCACGCCCUACGAGAAGUGGGUGUACCACGAUCCCGAAGUGAAAACGAAAAGCCAGACGAGGAACUACGCGAAGGGGAAGACGAAGAAGGUCGCGUGGUUCGUAUCCAAUUGCCGUGCCAGGAACAACCGACUGCAGUAUGCCAGAGAAUUGGCGAAGCACAUCGAGGUGGACAUUUACGGCGCUUGCGGCACCCUCAACUGCCCUCGUAAGGAGGGGAAAUGUUUCGAAAUGCUCUCCCAAGACUACAAGUUCUACCUGGCCUUUGAAAACUCAAAUUGCAAGGAAUACAUCACGGAAAAGUUCUUCCUCAAUGGACUCGGGAACGACAUAUUGCCCAUCGUAAUGGGCGCUCGACCGGAAGAUUACGAGCGAGUGGCACCAAAAAAUUCAUAUUUGCAUGUGAACAACUUCUCUUCUCCGGAAGAACUGGCAGCUUAUUUGCACAAACUGGACCAGGACGAUUCCCUGUACAACGAGCAUUUCCAGUGGAAGGGAACAGGAGAGUUCAUCAACACGCGAUUCUUCUGCCGGCUCUGCGCCAUGCUCCACGCCAAAGACAAAGUCCCUUACAGAGGCAAGGGGCCAGAACUGGAAGCCUGGUGGAGGGGUCCUGACGUCUGCGCCUAAGGCUCAUGGAGGAAUCCCAUUCCCAAUUUAAUUUCUGCGUUCA
This is a messenger RNA of Darwinula stevensoni, 4591 nucleotides long. The record is from the annotation of a GenBank genome assembly. Lineage: Eukaryota; Metazoa; Arthropoda; Ostracoda; Podocopida; Darwinulidae.